AAAAAAAAAAGAAGAACAAAGCAAAAUAAAAUUGCAAAUGAAACGCAACAUUAACUCGAUGAUACUCUUUAAUACGUUAAACCUACGUACACAUACGCAUUUGAAUAAUAAAAAAAAGGUGUACUUUUGUAAAGUACUUUCAUUUCAAACAUUAAUUUUCAUUCAAAUACGUUAUACCUUUCUGAACGUAAACUUACAUAUACACAUGAUCAUGUGGCGAGUAGCGUAAGCCACUGAUCCAAGUUACUCGCGUCUUAACCAGAGAACACCAGGAAUAUCUCAAUUCGCGCUACGAAACCGUGAACUAACAACGCAAUAAAACGUUGGCACCGAAUCACUUUUUCUCCCGAUUCUUCCAAUUUUCCUUGUUGAUCUCCAGCAAAUUUGCGUGAAACGCGUAGGCGAAUUAACACAUUCUACCUAAUUCGCUCGGACGUAAACACCGUUCGUCGUUAAACACAGAGACGUCAAGUAUAGAGUACGCGAGUCUCUCCGCCAUAUAAGAUUGGUCAUGACCCAACGCUUUUGUCCUUAAUUGGUGAUUUUUAUCAAUAUAUCAACAAGUAACGCACGUGAGCCGAGUGUUACUUAAUAAUUAUAAAAUUGGACGAAGAUGGAAAUUUCAUUGGCGCCAGAUGUUUGCCUUAAGAUUUAACGGGAGACACAUCAAAUGAUAACAAUUUGAAAGCGAUGAAAAUAUGCUGAUAGGGAGGUAGAACCGCGUUUAUGCCCGCGGUGUAUGAACAUAAUUGCCGCGAGGUGCACGAUCAGUGCGUAACACGGCUUCUUCAAGUCAACUGCUUUGCCUUUUCCCUUCCAAUGCAAUUCUAAUGUUGCUGUGAAGUGAUCGAACGUACAAACCCGAAUUAUUUAACUGGCAGUGUUAAGCAUCGGUAUUAUCGGCGAAUAUUUUCGAGAAUUCUGAUUCUUCGCGCAAAGAAAUGCCUGCUACCACGAAAGAGUCUAUCCCGUUGGAGGAACUUUCGACGUCUAAGAAGGAUAAUAGCAAAUCGAGUUGCUCGAUAGUCAAAUAUAUAACGAUAAUACAUUGGUUGCCAAAAUACUCUCGUUUGGAUGCCGUUUCGGAUCUCGUAGCUGGAUUUUCCCUAGGAUUGACCUUGAUCCCUCAAAGUAUAGCAUACGCUGCACUCGCAGGUUUAACUGCUCAGUAUGGUCUUUAUUCGUGUUUAAUGGGCAACUUUGUCUACAUCUUUUUGGGAACGAUCAAAGAAGUAUCGAUUGGUCCCUCGUCUUUGAUGUCGCUACUUACCUUCGAAUAUACCAGAAACAUGCCAGUGGAUUUUAUCGUGCUCUUUUGUUUUCUCGCUGGAUGCGUACAAUUGCUGAUGGGCCUGCUACGUUUAGGCUUUCUGGUAGAUUUUAUAUCGAUGCCAGUCACGUCAGGCUUCACUUCGGCUACUUCAAUUAUUAUAGUCGUAUCGCAGUUGCAAGGGCUAUUAGGAUUGAAGUUCAAAGCGCACAGUAUUGUCGACAAUCUGAGCAAGAUAUUUCAAAACGUGCAAAACGUACGAAUACCAGAUUUUCUCCUUGGAAUUUGCAGUAUAGCGUUCCUUCUGUUCUUCAGACAACUGAAAGACAUCGACUGCUGUUUCGGGAAUGACAAUGAUCGAUCAAAGGAGAAACGUAAAAAGACGUGGCUGAAGAAGUUCUUGUGGUUUCUUUCCAUCUGUCGCAACGCUUUGGUCAUCCUGAUUACUUCGACGAUAGCGUUUUAUUUCGAGAAGACAGGAUCCUCGCCGUUCAUUCUUUCAGGAAAGAUACAGUCAGGACUUCCCAAGCUCUCUGUACCUCCGUUCUCGUCUCAGGUUGGAAACGAGACCUACACGUUUCUAGACAUGUGCUCCCAUUUAGGGUCAGGCAUAAUCGUACUGCCUCUUGUCUCGGUGUUGGCAAACGUAGCCAUUGCUAAAGCAUUCGCAAGUGGUAGCAGCGUAAAUGCGACGCAAGAGAUGUUAACGCUCGGUUUGUGCAAUAUAUUCGGAAGUUUCGUUUCGUCGAUGCCAACUGCCGGAGCGUUCACCAGAAGCGCCGUAGUUUCCGCCAGCGGUGUACGAACGCCUAUGGCCGGUAUAUACGUCGGAAUGAUGACGUUACUGGCAUUGAGUUUCUUGACACCAUAUUUUUAUUACAUCCCCCGUUCCACUCUUGCAGCGGUAUUGAUAAGCGCGGUAAUAUUCAUAAUUGACUUGAAGAUAAUACGUCUGUUGUGGAAAGGAUGCAAAAGGGACGCGGUUGCAGCGAUAGUGACAUUUCUAGUUAGCGUGAUAUUUGGCGUCGAAUUAGGACUAUUAGUCGGUGCUCUAUUCAGUUUAAUAUUCUUCCUUCGAUCGCCUGCUAGGCCAAAAAUCGAAGUAAUUCAAUGUAAGACGCAACUUGGAAACAAAUAUAUAGUACUUAAACCAGACACUGGAGUAUUUUAUCCAGCUGCAAAUUACUUUUGCAAUAAAGUGAUGAAAAUAAUUCACAAAUACGAUGAAAAUAACGUGCCAUUUAUUAUCAAUUGUGAAAGGAUGCGAAGUAUCGACUAUACAGCGAUCAAGGGUAUUGAAAUAAUAUCGGCGAAUGUCAAUGCCGAGAAGAAGAGGUUAUGGUUCAUGAACGUUUCUUUAAGGACGUUUAAUAACUUCGAAGCUUUCGCGAACAAUAAACAUUUUCAUUUUAUCGACGAAGAGGAUAAAAUAUCUUCCAUCUUUCACGACGGUCUUUUGAUAAACAAUGCAGAUGAAGUGAAAGAACAACUUUUAGAAAACAUGAUAGGGCAUGCAACGUUCACGUGUGCCAAUGAUAAUAAAAAAGGUGCUGAAACGCUUCCAAAACUCGUGACAAACUCUGGAGAUGACGGAGAAGAAGUUACGUUAAUGUUGACGCCUUCGCAGGAAACGAAACAAACAUGAAAAAUGUCGUUCUUACAAUUAGUUACUCCCUGAUUUACAUUAAUAUCUUGCAAACGCGAUAAUUUUAACAUGAAACGAACAUCAAGCGAAAUUAGCUAAAGAUGUGCCAACAUCCUUUAAUGUAUGUAUAUCGCAUAUUUGAUAUAACUUUCAGUUUUAAAAUUCGAUAAUAUCAUCAACUUGUUUAAUACUGGAACAUUUUCUAUUGUUGAACUUACUGAUAUGAUAUUGGUAGUAAUAACAAUGAUAAUGAUACAGCAAAGUUGAAAUAGAUCGCUCGUUCAAAACUAUUGCAUAAUUAUAUUAUUGCUAUUAUUUUAUCAUCUUUUUAUCGCUUGAAGAUCUAUGAAAAAAAAAAGAUGUUUAAAUUCAGCUACGUACCUAAUCAAUUAUACAAACACAAUACAAUGUAAUAUCGAUGAGGCGUGUAAAGUGUGAUGAUAAUGAUAUAACCACGAAGAGUAUGCAAGAACGAAUCGAAAACCUGUUUGCGUUCGUCAAGAAUGAAAGUAAAAUUUAUCGAGAAUGAUAAUACUCGAAAGACCAUGAUAGGAAAGAUUUUAAUUAUGGAACAAUAGUUUUAAUUUACUAUUGUAUCGAUGAUUACAUUUGAGAUAUGUAUGUACAUCUUGAAAGGAGAUUAAAAAAUACAAUGUCACGAAAGUGUACCGGCGAUUCGUAAAUCGCACGACAGAUUCAUAGAUAAUAUAUUACAUGGAAAAUCAGCGUAAUAAAAUAUAGACCUUAAGUGUGUAGUGUUUUAUGUUUUGAUAAUUGUUUCGUUGAUUAACAAUUCAGUUAUAAUGAAAUUCCCACAUUGAUUUUAUCGUUGCCUCAAUUAUCACAGUUAACUGUGGUUUAAAAAUAUUAAAUAAAAUAUUUUACGAUUAAAUUCAAAA
Molecule: messenger RNA, 3814 nt
Organism: Bombus pyrosoma
Lineage: Eukaryota; Metazoa; Arthropoda; Insecta; Hymenoptera; Apidae
Product: sodium-independent sulfate anion transporter
Exons: 11
Coding region: 942-2915 (657 amino acids)
Biological process (GO): transmembrane transport
Cellular component (GO): membrane
Molecular function (GO): sulfate transmembrane transporter activity
Source: RefSeq, a predicted model, not a curated record